This is a messenger RNA of Populus trichocarpa (black cottonwood), 639 nucleotides long. RefSeq names its product putative glucan endo-1,3-beta-glucosidase GVI. Lineage: Eukaryota; Viridiplantae; Streptophyta; Magnoliopsida; Malpighiales; Salicaceae. The coding region runs from base 1 to 639 and encodes 212 amino acids. The transcript has 4 exons. Gene Ontology annotation, molecular function: hydrolase activity, hydrolyzing O-glycosyl compounds. Gene Ontology annotation, cellular component: plasma membrane. Gene Ontology annotation, biological process: carbohydrate metabolic process. The record is from RefSeq and is a predicted model, not a curated record.
AUGGCUCGCCUCAUCUUCCAUAUUAUUAUGGUUUUCAUAUUUUUCACCGAGCUUCACAGAUUUGCUGAAGCUCAAGGGAUCGGUGUGAGUUACCCCAGAAAUAUUGCAGACAACCUUCCAAAAGCAAAAGAUGUUGUAGCAUUAUGCAAGUCCCAUAACGUUCGGAGAAUUCGCCUUCAUGAUCCAAGGCAUGAUGUUCUACAAGCGCUGAAAAUUACAGGAAUAAAAGUCAUUCUUGGAGUUGGAAAUGAUGAUAUCAUGAGGCUAGCUACUGAUGCAAGAUUUGCUAGGACAUGGGUCUUAAUUAGAGAGGCUCAAAAGACUGUCAAUCUAUCGGUUCCCGUGUCCAGUGUGAUGCAUUCCUUGGUCAUGGCAACAACUUUUCCUCCUUCCUCAGCGUACUUCGAUGCUCCUGUCCUUCCAAUUGUCCUACCCAUUGUUCAAUCCCUACAAACCCAUAGAUAUCCCCUACUGGACUCUGCUUUGCUCAACACUGGUAAGGACGUUAUAGUGAAAGAUCUAGGAGAAGAAUAUACAAAUAUUUUUGAUGCCCAAGUGGAUGCAGCUUAUUCUGCACUUGAAAAGGCUGAUGCAUUAAAUGUCGAGAUUCUCAAUUAUAUGUGUUCCUCGGUCAUAUAA